Messenger RNA from Cebus imitator (Panamanian white-faced capuchin), 872 nucleotides. RefSeq names its product transmembrane protein 269 (gene TMEM269). Lineage: Eukaryota; Metazoa; Chordata; Mammalia; Primates; Cebidae. The record is from RefSeq and is a predicted model, not a curated record. Bases 1 to 612 code for a protein of 203 amino acids. The transcript has 5 exons.
AUGGUCCUGGGGCUCUUCUCCAUCAUCUUCAGCUUUAGCAGGAAACGCCAGUAUGCCUCCUGGAUGCUCCUGGUCAGCUUCCUGUUAGACAUGGCAGUCAGGGCAAUGACCAGCCACCUCAACAUCUGCUCCAAAUUGGGAGCUGAGCUGAAUGACUUUGCCAUCUUCACCACCUUCGGCCUGGCCUCCGCUCUGCUCCUAGGCGUGGACGGACUUCUGAGUGGGACCCUGGCCAUCAUCUAUGUGUCAGCUGCUUCUUUCCGCUUGUGCUUUUAUUCACCUGGAGUCCGCUCCACAUACAGGGGUCUACCCUGCCCGUAUGCGUCCUCCAUCUUGGCUUCCACCUCCCUUCUGACCAAAGGCAACACAUUCAUCCUCUGCUGCAUGGCCUCACUCAUGAUUCUCUUCAUGAUGGACCAGAGCUACUACCCACAUGACAAAAUCCUAGAGUCUGAGAACUGGAAAAAAUUGGUUUAUAUAGGAGGUGUCGUCAUGCUGUUUUUCUCCCCCUUGUCUCUGUCUGCUUGUUACUGCCUGGUAUGGUCGCUCUCAUACAUCUUCUUUCCAGAUGCUCUGUGGGGUAAAGCAGCCUGUCUUUCGUCACAGCACUGAGGAAGCUAAGCAGCUCUACCAGCUCGCACCGGCCUCUGUGGGGUUUGUGUCAGCAUGUUGGGUCAAGCCUUGUGUAGCUGCACUAAAGCUUUGCAUGUACCUGUGUUGUCAUAUACUAGAUACAUGGUAUGUCUGUGGCCAGGAAGCGAGAAACCCAAAGUAGGCUCAGUGGCCUUCGCUUCUUUCUCUUUAUUCAGGGUUCUGACUCCCUUGGAGACAAUACUUGUUUAUUUUGUUCAUGUCAUGUAGAACAGAAUGUG